CGAGUAGGGAUGGGGCUGAGGGCGUGAGCGGGGCCGGCGGGGCGGCCGUGCCCGGCGGGCGAUGGUGGCCGGGCGGCGGCGGCGGCAGCUGUGAGCCGGGCGUCGCCAUGGGCUGCGGGGGCAGCCGGGCCGACGCUAUCGAGCCCCGCUACUACGAGAGCUGGACGCGGGAGACCGAGUCCACUUGGCUGACCAACACGGACUCCGAGAGCCCGCCGCAGGAGGGUGGCAGCGCCGAGGGCCCCGGCCGGGAGCAAGGCGGCCCGCGCCCCGGUCCUCUGGAGGAUGGGAAACUGGGUCACACGGGUGUAUCUACAACAUCAGCCACGGCUGGAAUGCUGAACGCCGAGAAGAGGAACAACUGUGGCUCUCAGUGUGCAAACCCCAUGGUCCACAGCAUGGGAGCUACAACACAGAGACAGAAUGGCUUCAGGACCACAGAGAGUAAAUGGGACACACAGAAAAUGUCCACACAAGAAGUCUCCAUUAAUGUUACAAAAGGCAUCAGACAAAGUGACAGAAGAAAAACCAAGAACUGUGCCAAUUAAUGAAGAAAAUUGCAGGUGAGGAUGGACUUAACAAUGCUUCACUGCACUUUAAAUGUCAGUCACUGAAGACAUGAAGAUCUCCAGGUGUUCCAGGUUGAAUACAGCAGACAGCUGCUGCUGAGUGCCUCUAGAAGCAGGUCUUGUGGAAACCAACUACAAACACUUUAGGAUCUUCAGAUGUCAUUUGUCUAAAGCAGUGGCACUACACAGACAUACACAGAAAUUCAUGACAUAUUUUUUUACUAACUUCUAUGUUAUCCCUUGUGUAUGUCCUGUUCUGCAUUGCUAUUAAGAUGAGGCUGGAUAACAAGGGGUACAGCUCAUUGCAAUUAAAACCAGGAGAGGAACAAAUGAAUCUGCAUUUUUAGUCAUAAAGGGUUUUGAGUGUGCACAUUCAAACCCACAGAGUUCAUUUAAAGCACUCAUGUUUUUUAAAACUCAAACCCAGACAUCUCAAGAAAGUGAGACUAGUCUUCUACUAAAUCUCCUUUCAACUAUAUAUAUAUUGGUUAUAUAUAGUUAAAUCAUACAGUAACCUUUUUAUAUAUUAAAUUUUCAAUUACUUAGUUUUUAUUUAUUGUUUGUAUUGACAUAAUUUUGGUCUUAAAAACAGUAACUUUCAUAUUGAUCAGCCUUACUUCAAAGUCUUAGUCUUAGCUGGCAAGUAGAGUUAUGGCUACUUGGUUAUUUUAUACAUGCCCCUUUAAUUAUGUUGAAGCUCAGGCUGACUUGGAAAAAACUUACCAUUAACACUACAUGAAAAUAACCACAAUUUAAAAAGCCAUAUUCUAAUAUCAGUUCAAAAAAGAAACUUUCUUUGAUAAGAUAUAAUUAAUUCACUGUGCAUAACUUAUUUAAUACAUUGUGAGCAUUCUGUGUCACAGUACUCCAUGAUUGUCAUAAAUAUAUAUCUAAAAGGAACAUAAAUGUUCAGUGUAGUAAAGUCUAGGAACUAAUUCAACAUAUUACUUCUUAUUAUGGAGGUAAUAAUAUAUAUUCUCUGUGAGUUUGCAUGUUCAUGAAGAUAAAAGUGAUAAAUUUAUUUGCCUUCCCCAUCAGACAUUUGAGUAUCCUUAGAGGGCUAUUUAAGAGAACUAUUCAAAAGUUGUUCAUAACAAACAGAUGGCAUUUGGAAAAAAAAUCCAUGUAUGAAUAGUAAAAAGUCCUUUAUACAAACAUGCAAACAAGUAUAAAUAGGAUUGUGAACUGAACCCCAGUUUAUUCCAUAUUAGGAUCAUUUUAAUAGCUUGCUGGUUAGGUGUGUGAGUUACUUUCCUAGUUGUACAACAAGUCUAUGCAACAGGAAUUGUUUAUUAAUUACUCCAACAAAAAGGCAAACUGGAAUCCAGAGUCAGAGCCAGACUUUUGCAUACCAUAGCAUAUUCUAAAAGGGUUUACUGGCAGAGAGAGUGCGGUAUAAAUAUCAUUAAUAUGAUACAAGAAUGCUACAGAAAGUGAAUAGUGAUCCUGAUGUGUUGAAGAGUAAACAGGAUUUUGAAGGAAGGUAAAAGGGAAGGUUUGUUGUCUAAGAAGCUGCUUCAGAGAUUGUUGCCUUGGGUGGAUACCACAUUAGAGUGAGUAGAUGCAAGAACAAAGGAGUCCUGGCAGUGAGAUAAUUUAUUAGCUAAGAAAUUAUGUAAUGAUGAUGUGCUGACCAGAUGUGUCACAUGGCUUGGGUCACACCGCAGAAGGAAGCCCGUGAGCUGCAUAGCCCAUAGGCAUGAAGCAGCCCUGGCUCAUGCCAGCAGCCAUCAGCGAGGCAGCCCUUAAAUCUUGUAUUCCAAACAUGAGAUGUGACAAGAUGGUUUGCAGGAGAUGGCCUCGGUACACAAUUAUCUGGGCAAGAGCACAGACCUUGCUCAUGCUGACCACACUUCCCAUCAGGGUGGCUGGCAGCUGCAGAGUGGUAAAUGCUGCUUGCCCUGGACUGCCCGUGAUAACAUUCCUGAGCUACUCCAAGAUCCCAUAAACCUGUUUAAAUCCUGAAACUUAGCUUUAUGACAUUCAAAGAUUGGAUCCAACUUCUGUGGUACAAGCCAUGUUUAGUAACAAGCAAUUUUAUGCACACUCCUCAUGUAAUACAUUACUGUUCUUAUUCAUUAGGCAGUAGCCGAAAAGAAAUUACGUUAUGUCCUAGGCUUCUUAGUGCUUGAUGUGCAAACUUCCAAUGACCUUAAUAAAACUAAGAGCAUGUUGUGGAGAUACGGAUCUUGCCUCUGUACACAGAUUGGGAUAUACUUAUGUUUACUUUCCUUCUACUAGAGAUAACCACCAGUAGAAACAACCAAUUUGUUUAUAAAAUAAUAUGCCAUUCUGUAUAAUUAGGGCGACAGAAUCUAGUCUAUACCACUUUAGACAAUUUAAAGUCCCAAAAAUAGAUUCCUGUGCUGGUUUUAGUGGAAGAAGCAAGCCCAAAGAAUCAGCUGGACAUCUUCACUCCAGGUAGCCCUCUUAGGAAUAAGGAGUCUUAUUUACAGGGCCUGUUCUUUGAGCAUCAUCUUUCAAAUAUAAAUGGCUCAAAGACAUAAAAUAAAAUGACCAUGUUAAAAGACAUGCACUUUCAGAUGAAGGACCUAUGGACGUCUCUGUCUUCUUAUAUGCCAGGAUUUUUGAAAUUUAAUUUUCUCCAAAAGACAUUAUCACCAAAUAAUGUUUGAUGUCCCUUGGCUGCACAUCAAGAUUUCUACAGGUACACUGAAACAACACACUUUCUGCUGGAAUGAUUUGCCAACAGAUGGUGAGUUCUUAUGAUUUAUCUAAGUUCAGGUUUUAAACAGAAAGGAACAUUGUCAUGUUUCCAUAAUUUCAACGUGAAGUAUACAUAGGAUUUUUGUCUGAUAAGUCUUCUUCCACUAUGUGAGAAAUGGAAUCACUCAGAAGAAAGAGGAUAUUGUCUAACGAAGAGAGAGGAUUUACAGUUGGCAAUUCAUCAUGAGGCAAAUUAAUCUUCUCAAAGACUCAGUACAGCUUUAUCUUGCACUAUUCCUUCAUCUUCUCCCUUAUGAUUCCUUAAUGUAUUUCAUCAUUUCAGCAUUACUGUAGGACAUUGACUAGAAGACACACAAUUUUACUGUGUGACUGAAAUGAUUUUGUACUGACAUAAUAGGAAACUAUAAUUAUUGUGUAAGCAAUAUAUGAGUGCUGCAUUAAACAUGCAUUCUUGUUAGUUAAAUGACUGAGAUUUCAUAAAAACCAGGAUACAGGUAUUUUUGAUCUUUCUGGUAUGCUCAUAUAUAUAGAUAUUCAUUUGUGCAUGUCUCUGCAUGUGUACAUUGUAAUGUCUUUAGUGUGUACUUUGGCAGUUCAGGCACAUUUUUUUGAGAACCUUUAAUUUCUGUUUGUAAUUCUGACACCCAAAUGUAAAAUAUUUUAAUGUUGGAACUGAAAUCUGUUUUACAUGCCUUAUGAAAAGAAUGAUCUAUAUAAUUUGUGCACAGAAAUGGUAUUUGAAAAAGCAGGCUUAGUUUUAUUUGCAAAUACAUCUAAAUUCAAACUAGACUAACGGGAACAUUUUUGUACUCUCAUUUUAGCUGCAAAUAAAUGAAGAUUGACCUUAAACUUGAAAAUGAAAAUAAAGAAAGAUUUUAAAGUGUC
Corvus hawaiiensis (hawaiian crow) is the source of this 4142-nucleotide messenger RNA. It is a transcript of the gene BAALC, whose product is annotated as BAALC binder of MAP3K1 and KLF4. The transcript has 3 exons. Gene Ontology annotation, cellular component: cytoplasm. Lineage: Eukaryota; Metazoa; Chordata; Aves; Passeriformes; Corvidae. The record is from RefSeq and is a predicted model, not a curated record. The coding region runs from base 108 to 548 and encodes 146 amino acids.